Messenger RNA from Rhagoletis pomonella (apple maggot), 1489 nucleotides. RefSeq lists its product as uncharacterized. The record is from RefSeq and is a predicted model, not a curated record. The transcript is spliced from 2 exons. The annotation marks the transcript as partial. NCBI's taxonomy places the organism in Eukaryota, Metazoa, Arthropoda, Insecta, Diptera, Tephritidae.
AUGAUUAACGGUGAUGAGAGUUUUACUGACACCAAACCUGUAGUGGUCGCAUCGCCGUCGCUAAAGGCUCCUAGUUUCUGCCCCGAACGUGUCAAUUUAUGGUUCGCACAGCUAGAGGCACAGUUCCAGAUCCACAACAUCAUCACCGAAAUUUAUAGGUUCAGUUAUGCCGUGUCACUCAUCGAUACACGCUACGCCGUUGAGGUUGAAACACUUAUUAUCAAACCUCCCUCAAACAAUCCCUACUCUGAGCUCAAAAAGGUUUUGACCAGCUGUUUUACGAAGUCCGAGGAGGCUAAACUUCGCCAACUACUUGAUGGUGAACAGAUAGGCGACAGAACACCAUCAAAAUUCCUGAGGCACCUGAAAGCACUCGCGCCUAAUGUCGACGAAGCAGUGGUUAAAACAAAAUGGUUAUCCGGGUUGCCCGAGCAAACGCGCGCUCUUCUCGCCGUCCAGACGAACGCUUCACUAGAGGAGCAAUCACGCAUGGCCGACAAGUUGCAUGAAAUCGUACAAGGGCGUGUAGCAGCCAUGCAGACACAACCGUCAACGAUGCACUCAGCCAUGGAGGAGAAAAUUAACGCGCUAAGCCAGCAAAUUGACGCACUCUCUAAGCAAUUUAACCAGCACCGAGGAAGGUCAACUUCUCGCAACCACCAUCGUGCCAAGAAUCGCAGCCCUUCAGGGAAACGCCAGCUAGAAUCACUAGAGGCGGAUAGUGAUUCUGCAACUUCCUCACGCCGUCUAUUCGUUAAAGAUCGAGUCACUAGAACACAGUAUCUCGUGGACACUGGCUCGAAUCUCUCCGUUUAUCCGCGUGACCUAUUAAAUAAAGCGUCUUGUAACCCUAUCGGUUACCAACUCUACGCAGCUAAUGGAACGCUUAUCCAGACGUAUGGGCUUAUCACAUUAGUACCCGAUCUCGGACUUAGACGUGACUUUACUUGGCGAUUUAUCGUCGCCGAUGUCACUAAGCCAAUCAUCGGUGCCGACUUUCUUAGUCAUUUUGACUUGUUAGUCGAUUUGAAGCGUAAAUGCCUGCGCGACGGGAUUACCAACUUAACAAGCAAAAUUAUGCUGCUGAACACUAAAUCAGCCGAAUCCAUCAAGGCCAUCGGCGGCGAUUCGGUCUACAUUAGACUGAUUCGUGAGUACGAAGAUAUCACUAAACCUGAUACCAGUUAUUCUAGGACCAUAAAACACACGACGAUGCAUCACAUCAAAACGACUGACGGUCCACCGGUGAAGUGCAAAGCCCGCCGUCUGUGCCCUCAAAAACUAAAUAUCGCGCAAGCAGAGUAUAGGAAAAUGAUAAGUCUCGGAGUCUGUCAAACCUCUGAUAGUGCCUGGUCUUCGCCACUGCACCUUGUGCAGAAGAAGUCUGGCAAAUGGAGGCCAUGUGGUGAUUAUCGUCCCUUAAAUGCUCGAACGAUACCGGAUAACUACUCAUUGCGUUAUGUUGAAGACUUUGCUGCAAAUCUGCAUG